AAAAAACUAUUUUAAUUACCUGAUAAGUUUGAAAGUACUGAAAAAAAUUACUCCUCUGUCAGAAAGUUUAGAUGUAGAUUGAAAUGAUGUACAUCUAAAAGAGAAGCAAAUGAAAACUGCCAAGUGUGUACUUCAGCAAAAAGAAUGGCAUGAAUGGAAUUUACAAAACAAUACUAAUGUUACUAUAAACAUUAAUUGAAACCAAACACUUUAAGGGCGAUUGGAGGAUGGGAAUAAGGUAUUAGGAAGAGUUCUCAUGGAUUCCCAGACAGGGUACCCCUAUAGGGCUGGGCAUGUAGCUGUGUCCCAUGGAUCGUUUCCCCUUCGUUCUAUCCCAGGCUGGUACUUGUGGGACAAGAGGUGUCCACCCAGCCGGGCCGAGGCUCGGGCAGAGACGGGACAGACUCGCCACUCGCUUAGCACAGUCUUGUAGGACUUUCCCGCCAUGCCACAUAUGUCAGAGGCCCACGCAGCGAGCUCCUGCUGAAAACCAUCGCACCAUCCCCCCGGGGCAUUUCUGCAGUGUUCCAGGCUCUGGACUACAUUUCCCAGGGGCCGUCGGUGCCAAGGUUACUUCCAGCCUAAGAUGGCCUGGGCUUACUGUCCUGUUCCCAGGGCUGGGAGCCUUUUGCAGAGAUAGGGCAGCCUGCAUGCCUCCGCUGAAGCUUCCUAAACGCGGCCUGGAAUUCUGGAAGCUCUCGGCAGCAGAUGUGAGCGGUGUGUGGGCGAUGGUCUUUGCCCAGCAAGGGGAUGGGGCUCAAAUGCAGGGUCCGUUAAUGGUGACCGCGGUGUCCGGGGCAGUUAAAGACGGCCCAGGCUCCGGACUACAUUUCCCAGAGUGCACCGUUCCCCGGGCAACUUCCUGUCAGCACUCUGUCCCUUUAGGGAUAAUAGGGAGAUCGUGGAAUCUUCCACCAUCAAGGGACCGCAGGGCCGGGCUGGAGUGCAAUGCCAUGACCUCGAUCACGGGAACCUCCGCCUCCCAGGUUCAAGUGAUUCUCCUGCCUCAGCCUCCCGAGUAGCUGGGACUACAGAUGCGUGCCACCAUGCCCAGCUAAGUUUUCUAUUUUUAGUAGAGAUGGGGUUUCACCAUGUCGGCCAGGAUGGUCUUGAUCUCUUGACUUCGUGAUCCGCCUGCCUCGGCCUUCCAAAGUGCUGGGAUUACAGGCGUGAGCCACCGCGCCCAGCCGGUGUGUGUGUGUGUGUGUGUGUGUUUUAGGCUUGUCUUGCUGCAUUUGGUUGCAGCCCACAAUGCACUGCAAUCCUAGUUAGCUCAAGGGCUCUUCAAUAGUUGACUUAUGACCUAAGUAGCUGGGCAGGCUGAUAAAAGCAGACAAAACGAGCUAUUUUGCAGGCUAGCAAACUUUCAUCUUAGACUAAACUUCUUUGGUUUGGGUGAAGGCAACUAAGAGGGAAAGGGAGAAAGCGGGAGGCUGACAAGCAGGCAUCAUCUAUCCAAGCAGGGGCCUAGUAUAUCCUGUUUUCUUCUGUAGUUUGCUUACCUAAGCCAAUUCAAAGCAUUUUGUCUUGGAAAUGGACCACUGUAUACAUUAUUUCCUUCACUGAGUAUCUCUCAGAAAGAAGGAAGCUUAAGAUAGAAGGGGGGUCAAGGUAGACAGAAUGAUGGCCCUGCAACCAAUGUUUACUUCCUAAUCCCUGGAAACUAGGACGAUGCUACCUUAUAUGGCAAAAAGGACUUUGCAAAGGGGAUAAAGUUAAGAACCUUGAAAUGGGGGCGAUUAUCUUGUUGGACCAAUAUAAUGACAUGGGUCCUUAAAGUCAGUGAACCUUUCCUGGCUGAGUUUAAAGUCAGAGGGAGAUGUGACCGCAGAAGAAUGGUCAGAGAGAUGCCACAUUGCUGACUAGAUAGAGGAAGUGGGCCUUAAGCCAAGGAAUGUUGGUGGCCUCUAGAAGCUGGAAAACAUAAGAAAACGAAUUCUCCCCUGGAGCUUCCAGAAAGGAACACAGCCCUACCAACACCUUGAUUUUAGCCUGCUCUGCUUUCCCAGCACGCUGCCUCACCAAGAAAGAAUCCAGAGAAGGACUGGUGGACUUGGAAUGUUAAGUCAUGGCCCAUUUGCUGAUGUUCAGGGAUGUGGCUGUAGAUUUCUCUCAGGAGGAGUGGGAGUGCCUGGACCUGGAACAGAGGGAUUUAUAUAGAGAUGUGAUGUUGGAGAACUACAGCAACAUGGUCUCACUGGGUCUUUGCAUUUAUCAGCCAGAAGCAUUCUCUUUAUUGGAGAAAGGGAAAGAGCCCUGGAAGAUUUUGAGGGAUGAGACAAGAGGACCUUGCCCAGACAUGCAGUCGAGGUGUCAGACCAAGAAGUUAUUACCAAAAAAUGGCAUUUUUGAGAGAGAAAUAGCCCAAUUGGAAAUAAUGAGAAUUUGUAAAAACCACAGCCUUGAAUGUUUAUGUUUUAGAGGUGAUUGGGAAGGCAACACUCAGUUUCAAACACUUCAAGAUAAUCAAGAGGAAUGCUUCAAGCAGGUGAUACGCACCUGUGAAAAAAGGCCCACUUUUAACCAGCAUACAGUGUUUAAUCUACACCAGAGACUUAAUACAGGAGACAAACUGAAUGAAUUUAAAGAAUUGGGGAAAGCCUUUAUUUCUGGUUCAGAUCAUACUCAACAUCAGUUAAUUCACACAAGUGAGAAAUUCUGUGGAGAUAAAGAAUGUGGGAAUACCUUUCUUCCUGAUUCAGAAGUUAUUCAAUAUCAGACAGUUCACACUGUUAAGAAAACAUAUGAAUGUAAAGAAUGUGGGAAGUCUUUUAGUUUACGUUCGAGUCUUACUGGUCAUAAGAGAAUUCAUACUGGUGAGAAACCUUUUAAAUGUAAGGAUUGUGGGAAAGCCUUUAGAUUUCAUUCACAACUUAGUGUCCACAAGCGAAUUCAUACUGGUGAGAAAUCUUAUGAAUGUAAGGAAUGUGGGAAGGCCUUUAGUUGUGGCUCAGAUCUUACCCGACAUCAGAGAAUUCAUACUGGUGAAAAACCCUAUGAAUGUAAUGAAUGUAGAAAGGCCUUUAGUCAGCGAUCACAUCUUAUUAAACAUCAGAGAAUUCACACUGGUGAAAAACCUUAUGAAUGUAAGGAGUGUGGGAAAGCUUUUACUCGUGGAUCACACCUAACUCAGCAUCAGAGAAUUCAUACUGGUGAGAAAUCUCAUGAGUGUAAGGAAUGUGGAAAAGCCUUUAUUCGUGGUUCAAAUCUUGCUCAACAUCAGAAUGUUCAUGUUGGUAGGAAACCUUAUAAAUGUGAGAAAUGUGGGAAAGCCUAUAUUUGGAGCUCACACCUUGCUCGACAUCAGCGAAUUCAUACUGGCAGGAAACCUUAUGAAUGUAAGCAAUGCGGGAAGACUUUUACUUGGGCUUCGUAUCUUGCUCAACAUGAGAAAAUUCACAAUAAGAGGAAAUCCUAUGAAUGUAAGGAAUGUGGAAAGACCUUUCUUCAUGGCUCAGAGUUUAAUCGACAUCAGAAAAUUCAUACUGGUGAGAGAAACUAUGAAUGUAAGGAAUGUGGAAAGACCUUUUUUCGUGGUUCAGAACUUAAUCGACAUCAGAAAAUUCAUACUGGGAAGAGGCCAUAUGAAUGUGAAGAAUGUGGAAAAGCCUUUCUCUGGGGUUCACAACUUACUCGACAUCAGAGAAUGCAUACUGGUGAGGAACCUUAUGUAUGUAAAGAAUGUGGGAAAUCUUUUAUCUGGGGUUCACAGCUUACACGACAUAAGAAAAUUCAUACUGAUGCAGAACCUUAUGGAUGCAAGAAAAGUAGCCACAUCUUUAGUCACCAUUCAUAUUUUACUGAACAAAAAAUUCAUAAUAGUGCAAAUCUCUGUGAAUGGACAGACUAUGGGAACACCUUUAGUCAUGAGUCAAACUUUGCUCAACACCAGAAUAUUUACACUUUUGAGAAAUCCUAUGAAUUUAAAGAUUUUGAGAAAGCAUUUUCUUCAAGCUCUCACUUCAUUUCACUCUUGUGAAAUAUUAUAUAAAAGUGUAGAAAGGGCUUUAUUCAUGACUCAUUAAUUGAUGUCAUUUAUUUUUUUCUCUUGAGGAACACCACAAAUGUAAGUAAUAUUGGAAGGCAUUUUAACAGGGCACACAUCCAGCAGCAGCAGCAGCAGCAGCAGAGAAUUCAUCAUGCAAUCAAUAUAGGAAAGAAAUUACUGAUCAGUUAUCAAUUGCAGAAUAUCAGGGUAAAAUUUUAUGAGAUGAUAGCAUGAAUUCUUUUUGAAUCAUUCUCAAAACAUUCUCAUCAGAGAUGUUGCAUAAAGAAUUUAUAUAUAAUUUGGCCAAGCACGGUGGCUCACACCUGUAAUCCUAGCAAUUUGGGAAACAGAGGUGGGUGGAUCACUUGAGGUCAGGGGUUCGAGACCAGCCUGACCAACAUGGUGAAACCCUGUCUCUACUAAAUAUACAAAAAUUAGCCGGGCGUGGUAGCAUACGCCUGUAGUCCCAGCUACUCGGGAGGCCGAGGCAUGAGAAUUCCUUGAACCCGGGAGGUGGAAGUUGCAGUGAGCCAAGAUCACAUCACUGCACUCCAGCCUGGGUGAUAGAACAAGACUCCAUCUCAAAAACAAAAACCCACAAGAAUUUAUAUAUAAUUCAUUUUGGAAAUCUUUCAUCAUUAGCAAAAUUCUGUUGUAUUUCCACAAAAAUCAUGUAAUUAAUCUAGAAAAGCCUUGAACUAUGUCAUACAAUUUAUUUGGCAUGUCUUGUUUCAAUACAUCCUGCUCUAUUUUUUUUUUUGGAAAGUAUCUUAAAUCUAUGUCUGUUUAAUUGUAUUCAUUAGAUUGUAAGGGUUGAAUUAUUUGAGAUUUACAUGACUUAGUGACUGUCAUUUGUAUUGGUAUUAAGCCAUUUUAUGAGAGGAGGACUUUUAAGACUAUAAUGAUUAUAGACAAAUAUGUCAUCUCUUUUUAUGUCUUAUUGAACAUCAGAAUGUUAAUUCUGAAAAAAAAUCAGUAAAAUACAAUGAAGAAA
Molecule: messenger RNA, 4982 nt
Organism: Gorilla gorilla gorilla (western lowland gorilla)
Lineage: Eukaryota; Metazoa; Chordata; Mammalia; Primates; Hominidae
Gene: ZNF790
Product: zinc finger protein 790
Exons: 6
Coding region: 2069-3979 (636 amino acids)
Biological process (GO): regulation of transcription by RNA polymerase II
Cellular component (GO): nucleus
Molecular function (GO): RNA polymerase II transcription regulatory region sequence-specific DNA binding; DNA-binding transcription factor activity, RNA polymerase II-specific
Source: RefSeq, a predicted model, not a curated record